ACAGGGCCUGGGACGGCGCCGGGACAUGCUGCCCCCGGAGCUGCGGGGGCUCGCUCUCGCGCUGCUACUGCUGCUGCCGCCCACGCAAUGUCCAGUCGCGGGCACCGCGCGCUUCGAUCCCACCUGGGAGUCCCUGGACCGCCGGCAGCUCCCCGCUUGGUUCGACCAGGCCAAGUUCGGCAUCUUCAUCCACUGGGGAGUGUUUUCCGUGCCCAGUUUCGGGAGCGAAUGGUUCUGGUGGUACUGGCAAAAGGAAAAGAUACAACAGUUUGUGGACUUUAUGAAAAAUAAUUACCCUCCUGGUUUCAAAUAUGAAGAUUUUGGGCCACUAUUUACAGCAAAGUUUUUUAAUGCGAAACAGUGGGCAGAUAUUUUUCAGGCUUCUGGUGCCAAAUACGUCGUCUUAACUUCCAAACAUCAUGAAGGCUUCACCUUGUGGGGCUCCAAGUACUCGUGGAACUGGAAUGCUGUGGAUGAGGGGCCGAUGAGGGACAUUGUCAAGGAACUCGAGGUAGCCAUUAGGACCAGCACUGGCCUGCGUUUUGGACUGUACUAUUCCCUUUUUGAGUGGUUUCAUCCGCUCUUUCUUGAUGAUCAAUCCAGCUCAUUCCAGAAGCGACAAUUUCCAGUGUCUAAGAUGCUGCCUGAGCUCUAUGAGUUGGUGAACAAGUACCGGCCCGAGGUCCUGUGGGCAGAUGGCGAUGGAGGAGCACCUGAUGGCUACUGGAACAGCACAGGUUUCUUAGCUUGGCUGUACAAUGAAAGCCCCGUUCGGGACACAGUGGUCACCAAUGACCGCUGGGGAGCUGGUAGUAUCUGUAAGCAUGGUGGCUACUAUACCUGCAGUGACCGCUAUAACCCAGGACAUCUUUUGCCACGUAAAUGGGAAAACUGCAUGACAAUAGACAAGCUUUCCUGGGGCUAUAGGAGGAAUGCUGGAAUCUGUGACUACCUUACAAUUGAAGAAUUGGUGAAGCAACUGGUGCAAACAGUUUCAUGUGGAGGAAAUCUUUUGAUGAAUAUUGGGCCCACCCAAGAUGGCACCAUUUCUCCAAUUUUUGAGGAGCGAUUAAGGCAAAUGGGGACCUGGCUAAAAGUCAACGGAGAAGCCAUUUACGAAACCAAUACUUGGAGAUCCCAGAAUGACACUCUCACCCCAGAUGUGUGGUACACAUCUAAACCUAAAGAAAAAUUGGUCUAUGCGAUGUUUCUCAAAUGGCCCACAUCAGGGCAGCUGAUUCUUGGCCAACCCAAAGCUACCCUGGGGUCAACAGAGGUUGAACUACUGGGACAUGGACAGCCACUUGAAUGGACCUCUUUGGAGGUCCAAAAUGGCAUCAUGGUAAAACUGCCACAUCUUACCUCUCAUCAGAUGCCCUGUAAAUGGGGCUGGGCUCUGGCACUAACUAAUGUGAUGUAAUGUGUGCAGCAGAGUGGUUCAUGCUGCAAUUACAUCUCAGACUACAAAAUAUCACGUUUCUAUAAUUGUAGCACACAGAGAAAACAAAUGUAAAACAGGUAAAGAAAAGUCAAGUAAUUAUUUAGGCAAUGCAGCCCUUUUCCUUCUUACUCCCUAAAUGUUUUCCUAAAUCACACAUGUAACUAUUUUAACUCUCCAGUGCACUUGUAAAGGGGUUCAGAACAGGCCUCCCCAAGAUGUGUCACUUUGACAUUGUGAAUUAUUUUGAGCUGAAAGUAAUCAAGAUCCUGUCGGCUCACGAGAAACUUUUACCUCUCCCUUAAAGAAUUUAAAUUUGGGGCCUUGCCCGUAACAAGAGUUAUCGCUAGAAAUAACUUUUUAUGCCCUGUCUAUAGGGCAGGGCAAACUUCUAAUUACUGAACAUCUGAUUUUCUUAUCGUCCUGUCCUGUGAAUGACCUUCCUCUCCUCUGAAGCCCCAGGGUACCUUACCUCAACCUUAGCUCAAAAUCCCACCUAAAUCUCAUUCUAACUUUCUGUCUUUGAACCUCUCAUAUAUGUGGGGUCUCUGACUCCCUCAUGUAUGUGAGGUUCCCACACAUACAUAUGUAAUUAAAUUUGAUUAUCUUCUUUUGUUUGUCUCAUGUUAAUUUGAUUAAACCAGCUGGAAGAACCUAGAAGGGUAGGGGAAAAUGUCUCCCUUCCCCACAUUUGCUAUUGAAAUCUCUUCACUUGAAUUUAAUUCCAUGUGUGAUUCAGAAGUGGAAAUUUUUGUUUUAGAGUAACUAGGAAUUGGUGGUGUUAAGGACUCAAUUGUAUCUCCUGCCAAAUUCGUAUGUUGAAGCCCUGACCCCUAAUGUGACCGUGUUUGGAGCUUUAUAAAUAAAGAGGUAAUUAAGGUUAAAUGAAGUCAUAAGGGUGGGGGCCCUAAUCCAGUAAAACUGGUGUCCUUAUAAGAAGAGGAAGAGACAUCAGGAUGCAAGUACACAGAGGAAAAACCAUGUAAGGAGACAGUGAGAAGGCAGGUCAUCUGCAAGCCGAGGAGAGAGACCUCAAGAGAACCCAAACUUGAUGACACCUUGGACUUUCAGCCUCCAGAACUGCGAGAAAAUAAAUGACUGUUGUUUAAGCCACCCAGUUGGCAGUACUUUGUUAUGGCAACCCUAGCAGAGUAAUACAAGUGGUAGGUAUACAAUAAAUUUGGUCUAAUAUAUA
Hipposideros armiger (great roundleaf bat) is the source of this 2633-nucleotide messenger RNA. RefSeq names its product alpha-L-fucosidase 2 (gene FUCA2). The transcript has 7 exons. Gene Ontology annotation, cellular component: lysosome. The coding region runs from base 26 to 1420 and encodes 464 amino acids. Gene Ontology annotation, molecular function: alpha-L-fucosidase activity. Gene Ontology annotation, biological process: glycoside catabolic process; fucose metabolic process. The record is from RefSeq and is a predicted model, not a curated record. Lineage: Eukaryota; Metazoa; Chordata; Mammalia; Chiroptera; Hipposideridae.